AACGACGGCGGUGUUUUCGCAAGUAGGAUCGCUGGUGUGAAGGGCGACUUCUACGCAGAGAUGUAUGAGAAUAUAAUCUACAAACCUUCAUAUAGUGCCAUUCCGCUUUUGCUAAGACCUCGUAGCAGAGGGUACGUGAAAUUGCGUUCGAGUAACGUGGACGAGCAUCCGAUUAUCGUUCCCAAUUAUUUCCAGGAUCCACAUGACCUUAACGUUUUGAUAGAAGGUGCAAACUUCAUAUACAAUCUCAGCCAGACAUCAUCUUUGAAAAGCUUAAAUGCCAAAGCGAAUCCAAAUCGAAUCCCAGAAUGCUCGUCUUUCGAGUUUCCAUCGGACGAUUACUGGAAAUGCCACGCAAGAUUCUACACAAUGACGAUCUACCAUGCGUGUGGGACUUGCAAGAUGGGUCCAGCGACUGACAAGAUGGCCGUCGUGGAUCACAGACUUAAAGUACACGGAAUUAAGGGACUGCGAGUGGUUGACGCGUCGAUUAUACCGAAUAUUACCUCUGGAAACACGAAUGCGCCGGUUAUUAUGAUUGCCGAGAAAGCUGCAGACAUGAUCAAGGAGGACUGGAAAUAGUACAUAUAGAUAUUAUAGAUUGAGCUUGACCGUAUCGAAUUGUCGAAAUGGAAAAUCUUGAUGCUAAAGAAAAUCUUGAUGACGCUAAAGAAAUUGUGAUUUCUCGAAGAAAUUUUCUAUACUGUUUUCAAUUACACAUGGUCAAAGCUCAAAUGAUAAAGUGAUAUCUUGCUUCAAUAUUUAAAAAGCCGUUCUAUUAUUUGAUUUUAAUAAAUUGCAUUCUAAUAAAUAAUCUCAUAAUAUGGGUGAAGGUAAUAAAUUAUUAUAAUAUUUCAAGAAAAUAUUUUGGUUAUAGCAGUUUGUUAAUUGCAAAUUACUGCAUCUUUAUUAAAUAAUGAAGAAAUCGAUAUAUUAUUCUAUUAUAUCAAGAAAACAAUCUGAUUAAUGAUAAACUUAUUGUUUGCAAGCUAUCCCACAGUUUAAGACGUAAUAUUUUGUUUCAAUUAGUAAAAUUUGUUCCUGACAUAAUAAAGGAUUGAAAAUAAACUAAACUGUCAUGUAAAGAUGACUACAUUCGUUUACGUUGACCUGUCCGUAUUUGGAAGUGAUUUUCAUGUCACAGAAUUCAUUUUUAUAACGAAUUCUUCUACGAUAAUGCCUAGGACAAUUUGAACCAAUUUCAAUUACACAAUUGGUGGCGAUCGAGGUUCAAAGGGAAUUUAUUUAGUUUAUAACACGGUAAAUUUUGAAAAGGAAGAGAAAUCGAAAAUGUAUUCUGAUUUACAAUUAAUAAGUUAAUGCAAGUUGACAAAGAAUAAUA
Molecule: messenger RNA, 1342 nt
Organism: Megalopta genalis
Lineage: Eukaryota; Metazoa; Arthropoda; Insecta; Hymenoptera; Halictidae
Source: RefSeq, a predicted model, not a curated record